AUCGUUUUUCGUUUGUGUCGGGUUCGGGAUGUUUAUCGCCGGUCAGUUAACUUGCAAGUUCAAUAUUCUCGGUUGUUUCGCGUAGAAAGCUACCAUAGUAGUUCAAUAGAAUCUAUACUGUUCGCUUGAUUGUAGCUAUAGCCGUUUCUGUGCCGUGCCGGUUGUGCUCAGUGUGUUUUUGUAGGGACGCGAUGGAAGCGAAAAAGAUUAGUUUUGGCUUCAGCAAGAUCAACAAAAAGGUGAACUUGCUGCCAGCCGGUCCGUCGGUGAUUGGUGGUAACGCAAAGCAGCGGAACGAUGGGGAGAAGAUUGAGUUGAUUUCCUGCCUCGAGGGACAGUCGAUUAAGAUUGUUGGGAAGGAAAACGGAGACGACGAACCUUCCCCAUUGGUGAUCCCUCUGAGGGAACAGGAUAAAACUACCAUCCCGGACCGCUUAGCAAAAUUGCAGGACAUAAUAGAAGGUAGAGAUACAGAGGAAAACAAUUCUAAGAAGGACGAGGAAGCGUCCGAAGGUCCGGUCGACGGAGAAACCCUCGAACAAAGAGCAGCUCGUGAAAUCCUGGAGGAUUUGAAGGAACAUAAGUCCCGAGGCAACGAUAAAAACAGUAUGGUUGUUCCGUUGAAGCCGGAAGAUUUGCCCUUGGAUGGGGGGCGUGAGUCCACGAUAGACGAUUACGAGUCCGUGCCGAUCGAAAAGUUCGGUCUGGCAAUGCUGCGGGGGAUGGGUUGGAAGGAGGAUCCCAAUGCUCCCAAGAAGGAUGAUAAACUCCCGGAAGGUCCGGUUCAGCGACCUAAAGGGAUGGGACUGGGUGCAGAGCGUGUGUCGAAGGACAAGAACCGACAGUUGAUUCCCCCAGCCAAGGAUGAAGUGCUAACGAUGAAGAAAGGAGCGUUCAUAAAAGUUCUGACAGGAAAACACAAGGAAUCGUACGGCACGGUCGAAAGCUUGGACGAGGAAAAUGCACGUGUCGUGGUUCGCUUCUCAAUCGGCGGCAAUCAGGAGUCCCUCAAUGAGUACCUUCUCCAGUUGGUGUCGAACGCUGAGUAUAAGAAAUACUCGAAAGUUUUGAAUAAUGCCAAAUACGAGGAGUUCAAAAAUCGCACCACCAGCGGUGGUACUGCGGUGGCAAUCAAAGAGGAAAAACCAGACGUCCGUAAGACCAUCAAACGAGAACCGUCCGAUUCACCUCCGGCAGCUCGGCCUACCUCGUCGUCGAAACCGCAAUCUUCGCGAUCGAAUCACGAUUACGCUCAACAGCGCGAUCGUCGGGAGCGCUCUCCGGUUACACGCGUCGAGGAACACAAGCGCAGAGAUCGUGAGGAUCGUCUGGAGGAGGAACAUCGCCAUCGUCGUCCCCGCGAGCGACGAAGUCGGUCACGGGAAGAUCGUCGGCACGAUCGACGCCGUGGUGCUACCAGCAGUAGCGAUGACGACUCGGAUUCAAACGAAUCUGAUGAACGCGAUCGCGGUCGGCAGCAGCAACAGCAUCGUCAGAAAACCUCCUCGUCGUCAUCGUACGCGAGGACGUCCUCCGGAACGAAAAAGAAAUCCCACAAAUACAAACAGCGGCGGGAUCAUUCGCGGGAGCGGGUUCACUCGUCCGACGAGGACGAUCGACACCACAAGAAGAAGACGAAGAAAAGCAAGAAACAACGCAGCCGAUCGCGAAGUCGGCGGUAGAUGUGGUGGGGUGGCUUAGUGAAUAGUGUAAUAAAUUGAAUCCGAUGCUCAGAAUAAGCAAA
This is a messenger RNA of Ochlerotatus camptorhynchus, 1744 nucleotides long. RefSeq names its product G-patch domain and KOW motifs-containing protein. Gene Ontology annotation, cellular component: spliceosomal complex. NCBI's taxonomy places the organism in Eukaryota, Metazoa, Arthropoda, Insecta, Diptera, Culicidae. The coding region runs from base 192 to 1682 and encodes 496 amino acids. Gene Ontology annotation, biological process: mRNA splicing, via spliceosome. The transcript has 4 exons. The record is from RefSeq and is a predicted model, not a curated record.